CCGGGUGAAGCACUGCUUGAGUAUUUUUCAUCAUUUAAAAGAACCAAGGAGGGAAGGAGUGAGAGAGGUGCAGCGGAGAGAGACGGCCUCUUGAAGCUAUGAGGCAGAAGUGAUGGAUUCAGUCCACGGAAAAGUGACAGUCUUCUCCUAACCGGCCACAAGCAGAACACAUCCUGCUCUGGACUCUCACUGUUUGGCAGGAAAAUAACCACCAGCAUCAAACUAAAGGUACUCAUUGUCUUUUUUUUUCUCAGACAACAAACUUUUCACUGGGAUUUUUGAACAGUUUAUUCAAUGUUUGCCAAACAGUUUCUUGGAGAUUGGGCUACUGCUGGGCAAAUGCAAGUAUUUUAAGAAGAAAGUUGGAAUGGACUAAGGUGAUAAUAGCUGAGCAGCUGGACCGGGACAGAGAAGAAAAAAAAAAAAAAAGAGACGGCCCAUGAGCGAAACUUUCUGAACUGGGAUGAAUUUCUACCAAGUGAAUCUUCUCAGAACUCUCGCAGAAAGACAAAGCAGCUAAGAGCUUCCUCAACACCGUGCAGCUGUCUUGUUUUGGUGAUUCGGACAUAAACACAUGGAGCCCCCUUCAAUGGUCCUGCUGGGGGUACUUCUGGUUUUUGGACUAAGUUGUAGAGUCCAGCAGACACAAGCAAGUCUGUCUGACAGUAGCCAAGGCAAGCAUAAGACCCAGGAAUUUGGGAGCAGCGAGGAUGAUUUGGAAAGAGAGUUUUUCUAUGCUGGUAGAAGCAAACGUGCUCCAGCUGAACAGCCACAGGACAAGUGUUCCUAUACUUUUAUUGUGCCUCAGCAAAAGGUGACUGGAGCCAUCUGUGUGAACUCCAAGGAACCCGAGGCUAUGAUGGAGAAUCGAGUUCACAAGCAAGAGUUAGAACUGCUGAAUGUGGAGCUCCAGAAACAAAAGAGGCAGAUCGAAACUUUACAGCAAUUAGUUGAGGUGGAUGGGGGUAUCGUCAAUGAGGUCAAGCUCCUACGAAAGGAGAGUAGAAAUAUGAACUCCAGGGUAACUCAGCUGUACAUGCAGCUCCUCCAUGAGAUCAUCAGGAAGAGAGACAAUGCUCUAGAAUUAGCCCAAAUGGAGAACAGGAUCCUUAACCAAACUUCUGAGAUGCAGCAACUCACCAGCCGCUACAAAGAUCUUGAACACAAAUACCAGCAUUUGUCUUCCCUUGCCACAAACCAGUCAGCUUUAAUUGCCAUGCUGGAGGAGCAGUGCCAGAGCCGACCCCCUCCCCGUUACGUUCCUGUCUCCCAACCACGACCUCAGCCUCCUCCACCACCAUCUCCACCUCUCAACAGGCCUUACCAGCCACCUCUCCUCCCAAGAAUAAACAACCCAAUCAGCAAUGAGAUCCAGAGUGACCAAAAGUCUCUCCCACCCCUUCCUACGAUGCCCGUUGGUACUCACAGCCCAUCUACCACAAACAAACCAUCUGGUCCUUUCAGGGACUGUCUGCAGGCACUUGAAGAUGGCCACACUUCCAGCGGCAUGUACCUAGUGAAGCCAGAAAAUGCCAACCGUCUCAUGCAGGUGUGGUGUGAUCAGAGACAGGACCCAGGCGGCUGGACGGUUAUCCAGAGAAGGCUGGACGGCUCUGUCAACUUUUUCCGUAAUUGGGAGACGUACAAGCAAGGAUUUGGCAAUAUUGACGGUGAAUACUGGCUCGGUCUGGAAAACAUCUACUGGCUGACAAACCAGGGAACCUACAAGCUGCUCGUCACACUGGAGGACUGGUCCGGGAGGAAGGUGUUUGCAGAGUACGCCAGUUUCCGAGUGGAGCCUGAAGCAGAUUAUUACAAACUCAGAGUGGGCCGGUACCACGGCAAUGCUGGGGACUCUCUUACCUGGCACAACGGCAAACAGUUCACAACACUGGACAGAGAUCAUGAUGCAUACACAGGAAAUUGUGCUCACUACCAGAAGGGAGGGUGGUGGUACAACUCUUGCGCACAUUCAAAUCUGAAUGGAGUUUGGUACAGAGGAGGACACUACCGCAGCCGCUACCAAGAUGGAGUCUACUGGGCAGAGUUCAGGGGAGGAGCCUAUUCCCUAAAGAAAGUCGUCAUGAUGAUCCGUCCAAACCCCAACACCUUCCACUGAUCAACACAGGGACACACACGGAACAGCAUUUCUCAUCAAACCAAACUCUUGCCAUCAUUUCCAACAGACCGCAAACAAAAAAAACCUGAUCCUGAAAGUGCAAUAUUGAAAUAUCAGGGUGAUAGUGCUAUCCCUAAAAAUGUUAUAAUUGUUUUCUUUUAUUUGUUUGUUUUUUUAUCUCUCUCUUUUUUAUAUGGGACAUGUAAAGAAUGCUUAUUGCUCAGGAGUUAUUUUUGAUUGCAUCUUGGAGAGUGGGUGGGGGGUUUAAUGUUCUUUCCUUUUUUGGUCUAAGUAGCUCAGUAUUAUGAACCCUACAGUUAUCUUCCUUACAUAGCAAGUGAACAAGGUUGACACAGGAAAUAUUUCCAGUGACUGUUCUUUCAUGUCAUGCUACAAUAAAUGUGUAUUUUGUUUCAAACUGUGUAGAUUUCAGUGACACUACAAAAAAUGGUUGAAAAUAAAAACUAUCUCAUUUAUUAUUGUUAAAGUCAACACAGCAACGUAUUUGUAACAUUUAUUCAAGAAACCCACAAAUUGUUAUGCAACCAUGAAAACAGUCUCUCAUUGGUUUAAAAUAACAAAAAGUAUGAAAAAUCUAAUUACUUCCAUGUUUUCUAAAGGUUAAUCAUUAUUUUUUUGGUACAUGCUAUGAAAUUGUUAAUUGCUUGAGCAGGUGUUUAAAGUUGCUUGUAUUCAAGCACUGUAUUUACUGUAUAAAUGUUACGGUUUGUUGAUGCCAAUAAAUCCAACAUUAUGUGUCUGUACAUAGGAAAAUUGUAAUAUAAUGUAUGUAAAGGUUAUUUCAUAAUUAAGUUGCAAUAAAAUAUGUACAUAUC
Molecule: messenger RNA, 2955 nt
Organism: Cyprinodon variegatus (sheepshead minnow)
Lineage: Eukaryota; Metazoa; Chordata; Actinopteri; Cyprinodontiformes; Cyprinodontidae
Gene: angptl2b
Product: angiopoietin-related protein 2-like
Exons: 5
Coding region: 575-2119 (514 amino acids)
Source: RefSeq, a predicted model, not a curated record